Messenger RNA from Sycon ciliatum, 1170 nucleotides. RefSeq lists its product as uncharacterized. Bases 1 to 1170 code for a protein of 389 amino acids. The transcript has a single exon. The record is from RefSeq and is a predicted model, not a curated record. Lineage: Eukaryota; Metazoa; Porifera; Calcarea; Leucosolenida; Sycettidae.
AUGCGCCUCGGCAAGGGCUCCCUCUUGACAAAGGUAGAUAUCCGUAAUGCAUUUCGCCUGUGUCCCGUCGCCCCCUCGGACUGGCAUCUUCUCGGGAUCCGUUGGAACGGCAUGUACUAUUACGAGAAGGUCCUUCCAUUUGGUCUCCGCUCCUCACCAUUCAUCUUCAACCAGCUGGCAACGGCUAUCAACUGGGUCCUUGUCUAUGUCGGCUCCUUGCCCGACGUAAUGCACUACCUCGAUGACUUCCUCGACAUCUGCCCACCAAGCUCCUCCCUGGCGGCCAAGCACAAGGCCAUCAUCUUGGACUUGUUCCAGUUCUUGAACAUACCUGUCGCCACAGAGAAAGUUGAGGGCCCUUCCACUGUCCUCACCUUCCUCGGUUUGGAACUGGACACCGAUCGCUUGGAAGUGCGUCUGCCUCAGUCCAAGCUUCUGGCCCUACGUCGUUUAGUCUCUACCACCCUCGACAAGGGUUGCGUUCUCAAACGCGAACUCGCCUCACUCCUGGGCCACCUCUCGUUCGCUUCCAGAGCAAUUCCUGCCGCCCGUACAUUCUUACGCCGCCUGUAUGACCUCGACAAGGCCACAUCUGAGAUGUCAUCUCACCGAAUGCUGCACCUCUCAGCCUCAGCCAAGGGCGACCUGAGCUGGUGGCACCAGACUCUGUCAACAUGGAACGGAAAGUCAUUUUUCCUGCUGGAGAAGUGGAUGCCCAGCGCUGACCUCCAGUUGCAAACCGACGCAAGUGGCACCAUUGGAUUUGGAGCCUUCUUCAAUGGUCGCUGGUUCAGAGGUGACUGGUCUCCGCAGCAACUGGAACUAAGCAUUACCUACAAGGAGCUCUUCGCCAUUGUCGCGGCCUGCACCACAUGGGGGAUCGAGUGGCUGCGGCUGCGUGUGGAGUUUCAGUGCGACAACCAAGCUGUCGUGGAGUGCCUGAAGACGGGCACGAGCCGGUCUCCUGCAGUCAUGGCACUCAUCCGCACCCUGUACUCAAUCUGUGCGAAGCACAAUUUCCUGAUCCGAGCAUCGCACCUGCCAGGAAUUUCCAAUACCAUCGCUGAUGCCCUGUCCCGGAACAAGAUGGAUGCCUUCAGGACCUUUGCUCCUACAGUUGCGGAGUGGCCUGACACCGUGCGCAAGCUCACGUUAACGCCGAGACCAUAG